GAUGAUGAUGAUGAUGAUGAUGAUGAUGAUAAUGAUAAGAAGGAGGAGUUAUCUACACACAGUUAUAAUACACAGGAACGGGACACUAUUUGAAGGAAAAUAUAACAACACAUAACAGGACACCCUGGAUUAAUUAGCUCAAUGACAUAAGAAAGAUGCAGAGCUAAAAGAAUAUCUCUGUUCUUAUAAGCCUUUAAUCGUAAUAGACAAAACAUAUUCAAAAGUAUGCAGAUCUGUCAAAGAAGUGGUAAGUAAGGUGUGUGUGUGUGUUGUGAAGGUUGUGAAAAAAAAAAAAGUCUUAAAGUGAGUAAUACUUAACUAAUUGUUUUUUGCAUUUCUUAUUUUUUUAAUAAACUUAAGCUUUUUAUAACACUACCCAUGGCUUUAUAUUGGAUUUGAUAGCAUCUGAGCAUAGGCAAAAGUACUUGCUUUACAAUAAUAAUAAUAGAAAACCAGAAAAAAGGAUAAUAAUGAAAAUAAAAUGUUGAUAUAAAUGUUUAAUAGGCUGUUUUAUAAUCUCUAACAAGACCUAUAAAAUUUCAAUUGACUUUUUCUUACAUAAUCAUAAUUUUUAAGUUGACUUUGAGAGGACACAGGCAUAAAGUGUCUGUACUGUGGGAGGAAAAAAAAACAAUCGUUGCACUAAAAAGUCGCAAUCUCCACCACCCACGCACUCCCCCCCCCCCCCCCACAAAAAAACAAAAACAAAAACAAAAAGAAAACAAAUUGACAGACGUUUCUUUGGUCUGAAGCCGAUGCCGUGAUGGGAAACAAUGCUUGUCAAAUUAGUAGAAAAUAUGAACUGUUUGGUCCUUCGUACACACUCAGUGACACAAAAGCUACCUGGGUGACUAACAUUUAUAAGUCAUAAUAUAAGUCAACUCCUUUCUUGAGGAAAAGAUUGAAAACAGAUAAUAAAUAUAAUUUGUAGAUAGCUGGCUGUCAUUUUCUCACUCCUCUUGAGAGCAAGUAGUAGUCAUGGCAAAGUGUGAGAUGGUAAAACCUCUUUACAUAGAUGUUAGCUUGGUGAUACACUUGGUGUUUCAUAAGUGUCAAGUCUCGCUACAUACCAUCUAUACAUGUACUCAAGAAAACAGAUAAUGACCACAAUGGGAAACACAGACAGACUGCGGUUAGAGACUAUACAAGGAAACUGAAAGUUCAGAGGUCGCUUAUACGAGUGUCGGAAUCCUGUGAUUAUAUUCCUGUUAAAAUUUUGUGGACACUGGUGUACAGCGGCUGGACCCAUCAUGUACUUCAUCAUGAACGUGUCUACCAAAGUUGGCACUCUGUGUUUGAUACUUCUCACACUGAUGAAAGAAGUUUUUCUCUUGGAAUGUGGGUUUUCUAACUUUAGUGAAAGCCUGAGUAAAGAAGAAAAUAGUUCUAUCAAUAUCAACUACACCAUCAACGUUACAAUUCCUGAUGCUACGGACAUGUUUUACGCUCAUUAUACGGUUUGUGAAGGAAACUCUUUGAGUACUGCAUGUAGAUUUGCUCUAUACAAAGACUUUAGCAGAGUGGACUUGAGUAAUAAGAAAGAAGUCACCUGCUCCUGGGAACAACGACUGGCGAGCAGCUCUGUGGUGGCUUUAGACAUCUACAUUACUCAGGUCGUCACCAGGUCACUGAGUGCGAUGAUAGUCUCCACUGGCAGAAGUGGGAUACCCAAACCUACCCGACUGAUACGUGUUGAGGUGUUGUACCCACCAGAAGUAACAAGUCUAACCGUUGGUGGAGAAGACUUUACAAGUCCUUACUUCAUUAACGAGGGCCAGAAGGUCGACAUUUUCUGCUCCUUCGAUAAAGGGAACCCUCCCGCUACUUUCAAGCUUCUUGAUAAACAUGGACACGAGUUGAAAUCUGGUAGUGAUGGAUUUCUUAAUUAUUCACUCUCUGCCCAAUGUGAAGACGACCGACCGACAGUCAGGUGUGAAGGAAGCGGCUCGAAGCAGAACAGAUCCGUCACGUUCUUCGUGAGGUGUCCUCCUCAGUUUGUCGAAAACUCCAUAAAUAUUGUCAAUCUACAAACCUUUCAAGUCCUAACAUUUCAUGUCAAAGCUCACACAACAACACUCACUGCCUGCCUCUUGACACCAGUGACUCUAGACAACAAUGUCACGAGGGGAGUAAGCUGCAUCCUAAGUGGUCACCCUCCUGAUCUGCUUCUGACCGUCCAUCUUCACAAGGAAACCAACAUUAGUGAAGGAAAUUGGUCGCUGAUUCUUCGAAAUGAAAUAGGUUCUGCAACAACGACACUGAUGAUCACUUAUUAUCCAGGUAAGCACACUUGCUAUUUACAAUCCAGUUAAAAUCAAUGCUUACUGUGAGUAAAAAAACAAAUACGAAUGUUUACUACACAAUGUGCGGACAAGAAUACAACUUUAUUUCUCUACAUAAGCAAUUUAAAAAUAGUGCUUGUACUAGAUUAUCAGAAAAAGUAAGAGUGAAAACUCACAGGCCUACACAUGGUCGGAAAUAUAGAGGAUUCGCAAUGCCUUCCUGAAGAUUUGCUGAUGACCAAAGGCUGCCAAGUCCCUCUGCCUGCUUCCGGUGUUGUUGGAACAGAUAUUAAGAAGGGAGACCAGACUGUUCUUGUUCCCUAGGGAGAGGUUGUGGAACCAAGAGAUGAAAGAAAAACUGAUGAGACUUUCAAUGAAGAACUGAUGGACGCGAGUGAGGAUGACAGAGCUGACAGAGAAAGAUCUGAGUUUCCGUAGAAGGCAUAGGCGUUGUUGGCUCUUAUGGAGGAUCAUGUCAGUGUUGAUGUUCCAUUGAAGCUUGUUAUCAAAGAUAUUAUUUAGAUAUUUGUAAGGGUCGACUACCUCGAUGGAAUCAUCAUGGAUAGUAAUGUCAAAGAUAAUUUCGCUAUUUUGCUUAGCCUUUAAGAUAUUUAAGACAAGGAAGUGUUUACCACACACUGUACAAAGUCCACAAGAGCUCCGCUGUGAACAUGUUCACAAAGAUUUAAAAGGGACAGCAAGCCAGAGUCAUCAGCAAAUUUUAACAGAAGGCUCCUAUCUUUAGUGCUUCUACCAAAGCUAUUAUAUAAUAUGAACAUUAGUGGAGACAAGCAGCAUCUUUUGCUCCCUGUGCAACAGAAAACGAAAUCACGAAGUUGUAUAACAAAAUAUUAUAAAAUAUUACACACUGCCACCCUACACACAUGUACUUCCUCUCAGUCUCGCACCGCAACGUUUGUGUCUGUCACAGGAUAUGAGAACUACUCGAGACUGGAUGUAGUUAAUAAUUUCAAUUUAGCGUUAAUACUAAUUACAGUUCCGACUGUCAUUAUUUAAUUAAGAUGGCACAUACCGAUAUUCUUUAAUACCUUAACCUUCUUAACUUUACAUCUACUACGCUCUUAAAUGAAAAGAUACAUAACAUCGA
Messenger RNA from Pomacea canaliculata, 3390 nucleotides. RefSeq lists its product as uncharacterized. The coding region runs from base 1251 to 2312 and encodes 353 amino acids. The transcript is spliced from 4 exons. The record is from RefSeq and is a predicted model, not a curated record. Lineage: Eukaryota; Metazoa; Mollusca; Gastropoda; Architaenioglossa; Ampullariidae.